AGAUAUUUAUACAGAUCUAACCCGCGAGAGCAACGAAACAGCCAUUGCUUCGCUGUACUGGCAUUCACCUAGCCCCCCCCACUUCUCUCGCUCUGGCAUCUGAUGCUGUCUGCCCCGACCACCAUGUCCGACAACACACAGAAUGCCCAUCAAAAAGGGGAACCUGUUGAAGCUGGAUGGCUGAAGCGGAUCCAUUGGCCCAAAUUGACCAUCCUGGUCAUUGUUCCGGCCCUGGCCUUUCUCAUGGUUCCAUUUGUUCCGCUUCAGGCGAAAACGCUCGUCCUCUCAGUAGUGUAUUAUUUCAUCACCGGGAUCGCAAUCACCGCAGGAUACCAUCGCCUCUGGGCCCAUCGGGCCUAUUCUGCAUCCAUGCCCGUGCGGAUCAUGCUGGCCGCCUUCGGAGCCGGAGCUGUAGAAGGAACAAUCCUCCGAUGGUCCUCCGAGCAUCGUGCGCAUCACCGAUAUACCGACACCGACCAAGACCCGUAUAACGUCAAGAAGGGAUUUCUCCACGCGCACAUUCUUUGGCUAAUCCUGCGACACCCGCGCAAGAAAACCCACGUGGAUAUGUCUGACCUGCAUAAUGACCCCGUAGUGAAGUGGCAACACGAACACUACCUGCUGGCCAUGGCCGUCAUGGCCUUCGGGGUCCCCAGUCUGAUUGCAGGACUGGGCUGGGGCGACUUUUAUGGCGGCUUGCUGUAUGCCGGUAUCCUCCGGUAUUUCUUCGUCAACCAGGCCACAUUCUGCGUGAACUCGCUGGCGCACUACCUGGGGGAGCAGCCGUAUGGGGACGGACGCUCCGCACGGAACCAUCUGGUCACGGCCCUGAUCACCUUUGGUGAGGGGUACCAUAACUUCCACCAUGAGUUUCCGGGCGACUAUCGCAAUGGCAUUGAGUGGUAUGACUAUGACCCGACGAAGUGGGUGAUUCGGGCGCUGGCGGGACUGGGAUUGGUGAAUCGGAUGAAGCGGUUCCGGCAGAACGAGAUUGAGAAGCGACGCGUGCAGCAGGGCUAUAAAGCGUUGGAGAAAGAGCGUGCCCGGUUGGACUGGGGGCCUGAGCUCGGGCAAUUGCCGGUGAUGGAAUGGUGCGAGUAUCAGGGUGCAGUGAGGACGGGAAAGGCCCUCUUGGUGGUGGAAGGCGUGGUUCAUGAUGUGUCGGGCUUCAUGGCGGAGCAUCCGGGCGGGGAGACAAUGAUCCAAAGAAUGCUGGGGAAAGAUUCGACCUCCAUGUUCAAUGGUGGUCUGUAUGCCCAUUCGGACACGGCGAGAAAUGUGUUGUCCACGAUGCGCGUGGCAGUUCUCCGUGGAGGUGGUGAGGUGGAGGUUUGGAAAGAUCAUGAGGGAUUGGGUAUAUCUGGCGAAAGCCGAUAGGCAGUUCGUCUGGUGCAAGGAUAUUUUUCUGCAUUUUGAUGUCAGCAUGAGGCUUCUGUUUGCAAAAUCUGAACAGACCCGAGAUUCAACCAUUAAACCACCAACUUGUUUAUGCACCAGGCCCAGUAACCGAUUGCCCAAGAUUUGUCCUUCCCAUAGAACUUCUCUAACGGCGAACCGCUAGAGGAUCUGAUUGUAGGUUGCGAUGGAAGGAUGGAAGGGUGACCGGCGAAAAGGAUGUGUGUGACCCUCGAUUUACCAUCCCGUGGCUCUUGACGCGAUAAACAUAGCUGUGCGUGGCAGCCUCACCAGUCAGGCAAUUAUUGAUGAUAUGUACAGCGGCAGCUUCACAGAUCAAGUCUUGGAGACUGCAUACGAAAUAU
Molecule: messenger RNA, 1760 nt
Organism: Aspergillus heteromorphus CBS 117.55
Lineage: Eukaryota; Fungi; Ascomycota; Eurotiomycetes; Eurotiales; Aspergillaceae
Product: acyl-CoA desaturase
Exons: 3
Coding region: 124-1377 (417 amino acids)
Biological process (GO): unsaturated fatty acid biosynthetic process
Cellular component (GO): endoplasmic reticulum membrane
Molecular function (GO): stearoyl-CoA 9-desaturase activity; heme binding; iron ion binding
Source: RefSeq, a predicted model, not a curated record